Molecule: messenger RNA, 746 nt
Organism: Gopherus evgoodei (Goodes thornscrub tortoise)
Lineage: Eukaryota; Metazoa; Chordata; Testudines; Testudinidae
Gene: RBP5
Product: retinol binding protein 5
Exons: 3
Coding region: 303-608 (101 amino acids)
Biological process (GO): fatty acid transport
Cellular component (GO): cytosol; nucleus
Molecular function (GO): fatty acid binding
Source: RefSeq, a predicted model, not a curated record
GCCUGGGGUCAGAUCGAUUGCUGCUCCACCUGGCCCUUCCCACACUGAAGUGGAGGUGCCAGGAAUACAGCCAGCCCCAGCCUUUUCUGUGUUCCCCAGUAAGGAACCAUGGGACUCUUACAGCAGCAGGACGCCUGUCCAUGGGGCUGCUAUAUAACCCCCCACCCCCUCCAGACUAAGGGAGAGAAAGCAGCGAAGGGACCAACGAGGAGGAGGGAGUCCAAGGUUCCCAGUUUUGUCUCGGUCUCAUCCCUCCUGUUCUCCUUCCCGUGUCUCAUUCCAACCAUCAGUUCUGCCCAUCGAUGCCUCCCAAUCUGACCGGCUAUUACCGAUUCGUCUCCCAAGACAACAUGGACGGUUACCUUCGGGCUUUAGACAUUAAUGUGGCCCUGAGAAAACUGGUUUGCCUCCUGAAGCCAGACAAGGAGAUAAUCCAUGCUGGAGAUCACAUGACCAUCCGCACAAUCACCUCACUGCGCAACUACAUCAUGGACUUUGACCUGGGAAAGAAGUUUGAAGAGGACCUGGGGCCAGUGGAUGGACGCAAGUGCCAGCGCAUGACAGCAGAAGAUGAGGUUUGUGUACAGAUCUUCCAGAAAGUGAAGUAACCACAACAUCUUCCCAGUACUGAGCACUAACCCAUUUGGACAGAACUAGUUUCAUAGCAGAGUCAAGACCAAAGCUAUCAAAUCUGUCCCCAUACCACCACCACCCCAUACAUGCUUUGGAAUAAAAAAUACAAGUGG